Messenger RNA from Aureobasidium namibiae CBS 147.97, 1245 nucleotides. RefSeq lists its product as uncharacterized. NCBI's taxonomy places the organism in Eukaryota, Fungi, Ascomycota, Dothideomycetes, Dothideales, Saccotheciaceae. The record is from RefSeq and is a predicted model, not a curated record. The transcript has 2 exons. Bases 1 to 1245 code for a protein of 414 amino acids.
AUGCCGGACUCGUCAACACAGCUUCACUUACGGCAUUACGAUGUUUACGGCGACUCGAAGCCCGCGUCUCAAUUGCUUCGCCGAGUCAUCUCUCCAUCACCAAGCAAGAUGAGCCUCAUCCGCCAACUCCUGGAAUCGAUUCCAGAGCGCGAGCGUGAGAUGGAAAAGGAAGACUACUCCAAGUGCACCUUACGCGCAAAGAAAGGAUACGAUCGCCGCAGUGGUCGCUCGAUCAUGGUGUUCAAGAUAAGUCGUCCAAACAAGAAGAAACAGCCUUGUGGUAUGGUCGACUGUCGGGUUUGUGGAGUCUUCUGGCGCAUGGAAAUGGAAGAUCUCGAAAAGCGUGUUCCAGGCUUCGUCUCGGAGCAGGUCGUCCCCAAACAAUCGUUGCGCAAGAGAUUGGGUACAUCACCGGCGCCGUCCACGACUGGAUCUACCACGUCGACCUUGACUGAGUUCACCGAGAUCUCCGAAAUCUCGCAAGAGCUGUUGGGCCACAGCUUCGACUCCGGAAUCCCUACGCCUUCAUCAACACAAUCUUCCGCCACAUUUUGCGACUCAUCAACUGCAAGCAUACAGUCGACUCCCACCAAGUCUCUCAGGAACAGCAACCUCAACGGACCACACGAUCUGCCGUCCCCUUCUUCUUCAACAACAUUGGCCGACUUGAGUGGUGACUCCAAGCUCUUCAAUGGCCAACAUCUGCCAGUUCAUCCUUCGGUACCGGCCUUGAACGAAUUCAACUUGCGUAGCCGCCGUUCCGCCAUCUUCAAGAACUCUGCCCCCUCCGUCGUUGGCUCUUCGAGCGCCAUGUCCACCUUGACCCAAUUCUCGGAGCUGGACACUGCCUCAUCACUCUCGACCCCACCAAGCAGCCUCUCUUCGAUCCCACUUACCGUAUCUUCGGCCAGAACCACCAGCACACCCCACUCGCCAUACAAGGUCAUCAAAGUCCGCAAGCACAGAGAGAUGACUAAGUUUGCCGAUGGCUCGGAGUGGAUUCCAGCAACCCUUGCGCGCGUCCAAGAGUACAUCGCCUCUCAAGGCGAACGCCGUCUGCCUCUAUCAUACCGUCUAAUUGUGGCCAGACGCGCUCUGGGUGGUUCGAGAGUGGGCGCACAGUUCGAGAAGGGCAUUCGAAAGGUCGAUCUCAAAGCUGGAGUAAAGCCACAGACCAGAGCCGAGGUUUUGAGCCGUGGACUGAAGUACUUCCCUAACGAUGGAUUCCAGACGCAGAAAUCCUAG